Messenger RNA from Jatropha curcas, 5232 nucleotides. Lineage: Eukaryota; Viridiplantae; Streptophyta; Magnoliopsida; Malpighiales; Euphorbiaceae. The record is from RefSeq and is a predicted model, not a curated record.
UGGAUUUGUAUAUUAUAUUUCGCGGUAAAAUUCUCCGUAGUACAUUUUUCAAGUUCUAACGGUCCAGAAACUACAAACUGUAAAAAUGGCGACACCCACGUUCUUGCUUCGUCACCUACAUCAUCAUCAAUUCAUCAUAAUCGCAGCUCUAACUCUAGCUCUAGCAAUAGCACCAACACCGGUGCCAAACUACUCCAGUCCAUGACAUCCCCAGGUCCAAACCCCCAACCCGCUUAAGCCAUGCAACCUUUCUUCACUCUCUCUUCUCUUCUUCUUCUUCUUCUUUCCUUCAUUUGCGCAUCUGGGUUUGGAUCCAUGGGCCCCAUUUCUGCAGCAUUUGGGGAUAACGGUUUCUUCUGCGCCAUUGACGCCAGCGGUAAGCAGGACGUUAUUUGUUGGACAAAGAACACUACUUUACCAUCAUCAUCAUCUCCGUCUUCAUCUUCCCCUGCCUACUUUAAUAGCAUUCCGUCUAUGGCGGCUCUAUCUGGCGGCGAAGGAUUUCUUUGCGGCAUUUUAGCUAACAGUUCACAGCCAUUCUGUUGGAGUUCAAUUUACUCUGGUCUGGAUCUUGUUCCUUCGAUUUAUAGAACAACUGCUUAUUCGAAUAUUGCUGCAGGGAAGAAUCAUGUAUGUGCUAUUAGAGGAUCUUACUAUUCUGAUCAUGAUGCAGGUACUAUAGAUUGUUGGGAUAUUGUGAUGGGUGCUAAUAAUAGUUUAACUUCUACGCAAAGCAGAAAAUUUUAUGAUCAGUCUAUUGGGAAUCUUGUUUUUAAUAAAGUUGUAUCUGGUGAAGGGUACAGUUGUGGUAGGGUUAGAGAAGGAGGAGUUGUUUGUUGGGGACCGAACUCGUCAAAUUUAGGCAUUUCAAGAUUAUCAGAGAAUUAUAGAGUUUUAGCUUCAGGUAGGGGUUCUCUAUGUGGGAUUUUGGAAGAGUCUAAUGAGGUCAAAUGCUGGGGCAAUAGUAAUGAUUCGCUUUCAAGUCCUCCGUUUGGGACCCAGUUUGUCUCUUUAACUGCUGGUGCUAAUCAUUUUUGUGGAAUCAGGCAAGAUAAUCAUGCUGUUGAGUGUUGGGGGAGCUUUAAUUUAUCAUCUGUUCCAAAAGGUGGUUCUGGGUUUACAGCAAUUGCUUCUACUGAUUUUACUACAUGUGGAAUUAGGGAAAAUGAUUUAGUUAUUGAUUGUUGGUUUGCCAAUGGGACUUCACCUCUGGAGUUUAAUCCUCCAUUGGAAUUGUGUAGUCCAGGACUAUGUGGUCCUGGCUCUUGUAGUGAAGGAGAGUUUGUUUUCAAUGCGAGCAUUCUAAAUGAACCUGAUUUGACAAGCUUAUGUGUUAGGAAGGAUUUGCAGAUUUGUUCCCCAUGUGGAUCAAAUUGUUCUGAAGGAUUUUUCCUGUCUAGUCCAUGUAGUGGGAAUGCUGAUCGAGUAUGCACAGAUUGCUCUCUUUGUCAGAACAGUUCUUGUUGGGAUGUUUGUGGGAUGAAAUCAUCUGCACCGAAACAAUGGCACCAUUGGCGUAGAUUAGUAAUCAUAAUUGGAUCUUCUGCAUUGGGUUUCUUCUUGAUAUUACUCAGUUGCUGUGUUCUUCCACGCUUGAUUGUCACCCAAAAAGAAGAAGGAUCAAAGAAACAGUUUAAAUCUUGCAUAGGAAAACCUGAGUUGGAAAUUGACAAUGCUUCUGAUUCAUGCCAGCUUCCGUCCAUGGCUUCUUGUCCUGGUAUGGCCCAAGUGUUUCGACUCUCAGAGCUAAAAGAUGCAACCAAUGGAUUCAAAGAGUUCAAUGAGCUUGGCAGAGGAAGCUAUGGCUUUGUUUAUAAAGCUGUCCUGGCUGAUGGAAGGCAAGUGGCGGUCAAGAGGGCUAAUGCUGCUACAAUAAUCCACACUAACAGUAGGGAUUUUGAAAUGGAAUUGGAAGUUUUAUGCAACAUUAGGCAUUCUAAUAUUGUGAACUUGUUGGGCUACUGCUCAGAGAUGGGAGAGAGGCUGCUUGUUUACGAGUAUAUGCCUCAUGGAACACUUCAUGACCACCUCCACAGUGGCCUUUCUCCUCUGAACUGGGGCCUUAGGUUGAAGAUUUCAAUGCAGGCUGCAAAAGGGCUCGAGUACCUUCACAAGGAAGCUGAGCCUCCAAUAAUUCACCGAAAUGUCAAGACUUCAAACAUUCUUUUGGAUUCUGAAUGGGGAGCAAGAAUUGCAGAUUUUGGGCUUCUCACUGCAAAUGAGAAGGAUCUUGGUGGAGACAUGAAAACAGAUGUUUAUAAUUUUGGGAUUGUACUUCUUGAGAUUCUUAGUGGAAGAAAAACAUAUGAUAGAGAUUGUACACCUCCAAGUAUAGUUGAUUGGGCAGUACCGUUAAUUAAACAGGGGAAGGCAGCUGCCAUAAUCGACCGAUAUGUGGCUCUUCCAAGGAAUUUUGAGCCCUUACUAAAACUUGCUGAUAUUGCAAAAUUGGCUGUCAGGGAAAAUCCCAGUGAUCGUCCUACUAUGUCAGAUUUGGCAAAUUGGUUGGAGCAAAUUGUGAAGGAUGGAUUGAUCUUGUAACCUCAGGCAUUAAGUCAAGUCAAAAUGCUAGAGGAGGUACACGUAAAAGCACCUUAAUCUGUUUUCCAACCAGAAGAUGCUCUAACGUGCAAAGCUACCAUAUAUGCAUAUGUAAAGGCAUUAUUACACUACUUUCAGGACUCUUACUAGGCAGUAUCAUUCGACAUAGACAAUUCAAUUGUUGAGAGGAAUACCUUAUUCAGCGGCAAUGAAGUUAAUUAGCUUAUGAGCUAAUGCCUGUGGGUCCUAAUACUAAUAUCUCAAGAUCUUUCAGAAAACUCUGGCAAGAAGUGGAACAAAUGGGAAUCACUGAAAUUGAGUUUUGGCCUCUUCCUUUAAUGGCAUUGGGUGAGACAUUGGAUGACUUGUGCAGGGGUCUAUAGAUUAUGCUGAUAUGUUGAGUUCCAAAUUAUAAAAUGGAAAAGUAAAGGAACCAUUACUGUUAAUAUUAUUAUGGACAAAAGAAAGAGUUUUAUAAGUCAAAUGAGCAUAUAAGGAGAGCAGAGUUCAAACACACAUGUGAUGCCAACUCUUCUGAUCAGAGUUCAGCUUCUCAAAGAAAAGAAAAAAGUUACCUCCAAUUUUGUACUGCACUGAGCUAACCCAGAAUCUUAAACCACUUGUGGUUGUCUAUAUGGCUUCUUUCAAUUCUAAGCAAUAAAUCUGUUUCUAUCUUCACAGUUUCACAUUACAGACACGUUUUGAGUCUUGUUGUUUAGCAUUUUCUGAAAAAUGAGGAAUGGAGACCUGUCAGCUUUCCUUUUUUUUUUUUUUUUUCCUUCUCAACUUGACACAGAAUUAUUGAAGAACCAUUCUGCUCUUGUCAGAUAUUCCGUCCCAUUAGUACUGCCAUACUUUUCUCUCUAUAGUCUAUAACCCCACCCCCUUCUUUUUCUCCUAUGCACUCUAAUGGCAGAGUAUUGCCUUGUUGAGCAAAAUGUCUUUACAAAUUGUGAUUAGUUGUUAGUAAUUAAUGGUAAUUCUCUUAAUGAAUUAGUAAUUAGAAUUCUAAAGUUUGAAACUUGAAGGUAAAAUUUCCGGUGGGUAGCUUUCAACAUUUCAUGUAAGAUUUAAAAUGUCAAGUCGUAGGCAAUGAAAUAGUUAAUUAGGUCAAAAGACUGUAUGAUAAUAAUCUUGGAGUUGGUGAAAACAAAAUUCCUUGUUGGGGCUGGUCCACAUGACGUAGUAGAAGUGUAAACUCAAGAAAAUGAAGGUGCAAAGGAUAUGGAGAAGACGAGAAUCCAAAUUCAUCCAAACACUUGAAGACAAAGCAGUUUCAGGAGAGGAAAAAAGACUUUGCUUUAUGAACCUGAAAAGAGGAAAAGAAGACCUCAAAAUACCAUAUGGGUAGGGCUCAAAAGUAUUGCUAACCUCGUGUAUGUCUCUCUAUAAUCUGUAUCUCCCCCAAUAAAGGCUUCUUUAUUACUGUUUUUAAGGUCACAUACACCUUCACGAAGUUUACAGACAAGGAAAAAAAUAAACUUUCAGGUAGGACAUGAUUCCUUUUUAGCUGUUUUUGCUAUGUGCCAAAUUGCCAACUCAAAAGCUAUUAGCUUUGGUGCAAAAAAAAAUAUUCACUUGGAAGCUAAAAACUGAUUUUAGCAAGUAGGGUCCUAUAUAUACUUUAUAUGUGUGUGUAUGUGUUAUAUCUCCUACAUUUACCUUCCCUCAUGGAUUGUCCUUAAUUUUGCAACUUGAGUUUUGGUGUUUCCAAAUUUACAGGCAUUUUCAAGGCUUCUUUGUACUGCCAAAUUGUGACCACAUAGUGGCCAGCAACAUCACUAUCUAUCCUUGUUCGAACUUCCAAUGCUAUAUAUUAUUAUUACUGCUAUUAUUAUAUACGCUAUAGCUUCUGUUUUUGUUUGCUUCUUUCAUUUGCUUUCCACUCUAAACAUAUGUAACUUGCUUCGUGCCUGGCUCCCUGUAUGCCAUCUGCAGAGCUCAUCAAGCUUGGUGGUCUCCGGGGAUGGCGUGCGAGGAGCCAUGCAUGCUACACGCCAUUUAGUCAUGGAAAGAUUAUAUAAUCGUCCAUUUAUUUAUCUUUUCCACAGAAGCUGUACAGGAAUACUGGAAAAUGAGUCAAGCCCAUAUAUUUAAAUUCAACUUGCUUAAUUUGACUAAUCUUUAGCAGCCACUUGUUUUCUGCUACCAGGCUGGCCUUCAAACAUUUCUUUUCUUCUUCUUUUUCCACUUUAUGCAAUUAUUUUAAGUAACAAUGUGCUAAAUGUGCAUAUUGUUGUCCGUGUGAAGAUCUAAUAUCGGUUUGACUGAAUCGGUAAGGGAGAACACCCAAAGGAUGGGUUUCAUCUUUUUUUUUUUUUCUUUCUUGACCAUUACCAUUAUUGACAUUAUCCUUCUGUGAAACUUCCUUGUGCUUUUUCUUUCUUCUGUUUGUGUUUUACAGGGAAAUUUUCUUUUAGGCUUGGACAAGGAAGUUUCUGCAAGGUUGAGAAAUUUCAACAUCUCUGAUGUCAAUUUCAUUAUUCAGCAUUUUAACAGCAGUUGAAAUUUGUGGCCGGAGCUUGGCAUUUUCUUGCACGCAAAGUAGGCCGACUAUCAAGAACAGGAAAGCUUCCUCUUCAGGAAAGUUCAUAUUAAGUGUAGUGUCUACUACUUGUACAAGUUUGUUUUCCUUGUAAGCUUGCCAAGCCUGCAAAAUUAACACAUAAAAAAAUAAAUACUUCAUUUGUA